Molecule: messenger RNA, 2317 nt
Organism: Odocoileus virginianus texanus
Lineage: Eukaryota; Metazoa; Chordata; Mammalia; Artiodactyla; Cervidae
Source: RefSeq, a predicted model, not a curated record
AUGGAGGCACUUUCAUCAAUGGAAGAAUUCUGUAAUCUGGAUCGGGACAUUGAGGGAUCCGCCAAGAGCUGGAAGAAGUUUGUGGAAUCAGAAUGUCCUGAGAAGGAAAAGUUCCCCCAGGAGUGGAAGAACAAGACAGCCCUGCAGCGCCUCUGCAUGAUAAGAGUCCUGCGACCCGACCGGAUGACCUAUGCCCUGCGAGAUUUUAUUGAGGAGAAGUUAGGAAGCAAAUACGUGGUGGGAAGAGCACUGGACUUCGCAGCCUCUUUUGAAGAAUCAGGACCAGCCACGCCCAUGUUCUUCAUCCUGUCUCCAGGGGUGGACCCCCUAAAGGAUGUGGAAAGUCAAGGCAAAAAACUCGGAUAUACCUUCAACAACCGGAACUUCCACAAUGUGUCUUUGGGGCAAGGACAGGAGGUCGUGGCUGAGGCCGCGCUGGACCUGGCUGCCAAGAAAGGCCACUGGGUUAUUUUGCAGAACAUCCACCUGGUGGCCAAGUGGCUCGGCGCCCUGGAGAAGAAGCUGGAGGAGCACAGUGAGAACAGCCACAGAGAGUUCAGGGUCUUCAUGAGCGCGGAGCCUGCCCCCUCGCCCGGGAGCCACAUCGUCCCCCAGGGCCUCCUGGAGAACGCCAUCAAGAUCACCAGCGAGCCACCCACGGGCAUGCAUGCCAACCUGCACAAGGCCCUGGACAACUUCACUCAGGACACCCUGGAGAUGUGUUCCCGGGAGACGGAGUUUAAGAGCAUCCUCUUUGCACUUUGUUACUUUCACGCUGUGGUGGCAGAAAGACGCAAGUUUGGACCCCAGGGGUGGAAUCGCUCCUACCCCUUCAACACCGGGGACCUCACCAUCUCUGUGAACGUGCUCUACAACUUCCUGGAGGCCAACGCCAAGGUCCCCUACGAUGACCUGCGGUACCUCUUCGGUGAGAUCCUGUAUGGGGGCCACAUCACCGAUGACUGGGACCGGAGACUCUGCAGAACCUACCUGGAGGAGUUCAUCAAACCAGAGAUGCUAGAGGGAGAGCUGGCCCUGGCACCAGGGUUCCCACUGCCCGGCAACAUGGACUACAGUGCCUACCACCAGUACAUCGAUGCCCAGCUGCCCCCAGAGUCGCCCUACCUGUACGGCCUCCACCCAAACGCUGAGAUUGGCUUCCUGACCCAGACGUCGGAGAAGCUCUUUCGCACGGUGCUGGAGCUGCAGCCCCGGGACAGCCAGGCUGGAGAAGGAGCAGGAGCCACGAGAGAAGAAAAGGUCAAGGCAGUCCUGGAGGAAAUACUGGAGCGGGUGACAGAUGAGUUUAACCUCCCAGAGCUGAUGGCCAGGGUGGAGGAGCGCACCCCCUACGUGGUCGUGACACUCCAGGAGUGCGAGCGGAUGAACUUGCUCACCAGACAGAUGCAGCGCUCCUUGCGGGAGCUGGACCUUGGACUAAAGGGAGAGCUGACCAUGACCAGUGACAUGGAGAGCUUACAGAAUGCCCUGUACCUGGACACGGUGCCAGAGUCCUGGGCCAGACGAGCCUACCCCUCCACGGCAGGCCUGGCAGCCUGGUUUAUGGACCUGCUUAACCGGAUCAAGGAGCUGGAGGCCUGGACAGGCGACUUUGCCAUGCCCUCGACUGUGUGGCUGACGGGCUUCUUCAACCCCCAGUCCUUCCUGACGGCCAUCAUGCAGUCCACGGCCCGCCGGAACGAGUGGCCCCUGGACCAGAUGACCCUGCAGUGUGAUGUGACGAAGAAGAACAGGGAGGAGUUCAGGAGUCCCCCGCGGGAAGGGGCCUACGUGCAUGGCCUCUUCAUGGAAGGCGCUCGCUGGGACACCCAGGCUGGGAUCAUCGCCGAGGGGAAGCUGAAGGAGCUGACACCCCCCCUGCCUGUGAUGUUCAUCAGGGCUGUCCCUGUGGAGAAGCAGGACUGCCGCGGUGUCUAUCUCUGUCCUGUGUACAAGACCCGUCAGCGGGGACCCACCUACGUGUGGACUUUCCAGCUGAAGACUAAGGAGAAGCCAUCCAAGUGGGUUCUGGCCGGAGUCGCCUUGCUUCUGCAGGUUUAGCUUCCUGCAGAACCCCCGAGGAAGCAAAGUUGGGCUGGAGGCUGCCCAGAGGGACUGGUGGGUGAGGGCUAAGACCACAGCCAUAGAGAAAGAUAAGAAAUGGAUAGUACUCACAGUUCUGAAGACUUCCUUUGGGGAACUCGAGAGAAGUGCCUAAAGUGAGGUUGAGCUGGAGGAGAAUGGACCUAGGAACUAGGAUAGAAGAGUUUCCUAACACUGGCCCUUUCCUAAUAAAGUGAUUUGCUCUUCAACUGUG